Messenger RNA from Verruconis gallopava, 2501 nucleotides. RefSeq lists its product as uncharacterized. The record is from RefSeq and is a predicted model, not a curated record. The coding region runs from base 100 to 2190 and encodes 696 amino acids. Gene Ontology annotation, cellular component: exomer complex. Gene Ontology annotation, biological process: Golgi to plasma membrane transport. The transcript has 5 exons. Gene Ontology annotation, molecular function: protein binding. Lineage: Eukaryota; Fungi; Ascomycota; Dothideomycetes; Venturiales; Sympoventuriaceae.
AGCUCACCAAAAAUAAAUCGCCUUUACGGCCAGCUUUCGUUAUACCAGUUCUUUAAUUGACAAAUCCCGCGGACUUGAGUCGAUUGAGUAGCCACAGCGAUGGCACCCAUAACCGCUGUCCCCGAAAUUUUCGAGGAAGAACUACAUACCGCAGUUGAUGCCCGGACAGAAUCAUUGCAAACACUCCGCGAACUUGGUCCCCCAGACCUCGUACACCUGGUCAAGCAACCUAUCAAGGGCGCCGCUAGACAAACGGGCGUGUAUCAUCAUGUUACCGGCAUAGAGGCUUCCUCAUCUGCUAGUCUCGCCGCUUACAUUAAUACUCUCACGCAUACACCACACGACAAGCAGAAUAAGGUGGUCUCUGGCCUAUAUUGCUGUUAUAAUGCGUUCUCGAGAUUGGACAUGCGCGUCCAGGUACAAAUACCAGGAACGGUGGAGAGUUACUGCAUUGACGAACGAGGCGACAAGCGGGUGGCAUCUGACGACCUUUGGCUGGAGACAUACCUUUGCAGUGUUCUUCGUGCGUACUCGUACGCAGAUGACGGCUCUGGAGAUGUCAUCAAGAAGAUUGUUGGUGUGCGAAGAUUCAACCCAAUUACAACGACCGAAGCGGAGCAUAGAUUCCUUGACGCGGCGGAGAGGUUAUUCUUCAAUGGCUGGCAACUCGGUUCGGAUCCAGAGAUCCAGGUACCAAACACGGUGUCGAACCAUUUGACGACGGGAUUGCUUAAUUACAUUCAUACUACUGGACGCUUUGCAUCAGGCAUUAAUCUCUUUGAGAAGCUUCGUAUUAAGGACCCCGAGAUAUCCUCGCUUCUCGCUCGAGUUUACAUCUCCGCUGAUGAAGAAGUAAAAGCUGUGCAAGUUCUCCACGACGCGAUUGAGCAGUUACCCAUGGACUAUUCACUCCUUGAUUGCCAAGCGUCCUUCCUGAACAAAAAGGGGCGAUCAGACCUAGCCCUAGAGAUUGCGAAGCGCAGCGUGGUUUCUGCCCCCAGUGAAUUCGGCACGUGGGCUCGACUAGCAGAGAUAUACGUGGGUCUUGAACAAUGGGAUCUAGCACUUCUCACACUAAACUCAUGUCCUAUGUUCACGUACCAAGACAAGGAUGCUCCCCGGAUGCCAGAACCCCUUCGGGUCUACUUGCCCACCAUGGCUGAGACUAUCUGUGAUGAGAUCGACGAUACUCAGGCCUCCUCGGAGUCUGAACUAGUGCAUCCUACUUUGCGGAAAUUGCACGCUGCUAAUUUCAAGGGCACGUUCCUAAAAGCGUACAUGCUCCUAACAGAGAUAACCAAGAAAAUUGGUUGGGACCAACUUUUGAGAAUACGAAGCCAGGUCUUCGUAAUGGAAGAGGAAUAUCGUCAUGAGAAGCAAGCUGCCAGCGCAACGCCACACAGCAGAAAUGCGUCGACCACCGCACUGAGAUCACCUUCGCCCAACCCAGAAACCAACGGUGAAGGCUCCUCCCAGCACAGCGAAUCCGAGACCAGAGCAGAAGAUAAAGAAGACGAAGAUGAUGAUAGCAGCGAAGUUGGAACACCUGUGUCCGCCGUACAAAACGGUGACGCCAAUCUCUCUAAACCAGCAUCAACUAUAACAUCCUCUGAGGUGCAUGCCGGCUCUGACAAUGCCGAAGUAUCCUCUCAAUCCCCAGAAACACACUACACACAGUUCCGUAACAAGCGGCUUUGUGAGCGCUGGCUGGACAACCUGUUCAUGGUGCUGUACGAGGAUCUGCGCGUGUAUACCAUUUGGCGGACGGAGAUGGCGCAGUUUCGACAGGAAAAUAUGCAGUACAAGAAGAGCGCAGAGGAGUGGGAGAUUCUCGGGGAGCUUGCGGAACGGCUCCAUCAUGAUGAGGAGGCAUAUGAAGCGUGGCAGCAGUGCUUGGCGAUUCGAUUUAGUCCAAAGGCUAUGAAAGGGCUUAUCAGGUGGUGGGAGCAGAGGGGCGACGUGAGGGGUUUGUUGGGCGCGGUUAUCAGGUUGAUAUGCUGGCAAUACAGGUGGUACUCAGAGUUUUCGCCUUCGCUCUUGUACACAGUGCGUAAACUCAUCGAGGAGGAAGGUGCGCUCAAAGUGCGCAGCAUCAUCCAAAGCACACCUCUACCAGAGCAUGUUCUGGAUUUGACGCAUCAGUAUGCAGCGUUAUGCGCCGCUUUCCACAGCACGGGCACAGACACGUGAGCGCAUAUGGAUCUUGAUAGUGCAGAAAUGCACGAGAUUUGUACUCGCUCUCUUCUUCGCAUCUCAUGAAAUCUAGGCUCUUUUGAUGGCCGAUGUGCGUACGCACACCAUAAGGCGGAAAAGCAAGGACCGCGCUUCUGGGCAGCGUUUUGUUCUCUCAAUGGCUUUGUGGUGCUGAUAAUCCUGCCAAACGACUGUCUCGAGAGCGUGUUUACAAGUUUUAGCAUAUCAGUUCGAGUCAGCAAGUGUUCAGUAAGCUAGAUUUUUCAGCUAUUCCGUAGAGAUAUAAUUUAUUGCAAAACAUUUUCCCG